AUGUCAUCCUCCAAACUUUGCACACGGCUCUUACGCAGCAAAGCAAGCCCAUCAACAAGCCUGACACACUCAAAAUGCACAAGACGACGCUUCGCGACUGUACAGCAGCCAGACAAUAAACGGUUACCCCUAUCGGGCGUAAAGGUUCUUGACCUAACACGGGUUUUAGCCGGGAUUUUGGGGGAUCUUGGCGCGGAAGUUCUGAAAAUCGAACAUCCAACACGAGGUGAUGACACUCGGCAAUGGGGACCACCAUACGCCCCAUACAUCCAAGACAAGGAGACGCGAUCAGGGCCUGGCGAGAGCGCAUAUUAUCUCUCCGUAAACCGCAACAAGAAAUCCGUCGGCAUCUCAUUCAAAGAGCCCGCAGGCGCGGAUGUAAUCCGGCGCCUCGCUGCCAAGGCCGAUGUUUUUGUAGAGAACUACCUGCCGGGUACAUUAAAGAAGUAUGGGCUGGAUUAUGAGACGCUGAGGAAAACGAAUGAGAAGCUGGUGUAUGCCAGUAUUACCGGUUAUGGGCAGACAGGCCCGUAUAGUGAACGGGCUGGAUAUGAUGUUAUGGUGGAGGCCGAGAUGGGUCUCAUGCACAUCACGGGCACGCGCGAUGGCCCACCAGUGAAAGUGGGUUGCGCAGUAACAGAUUUGACGACGGGUUUAUACACGGCGAAUAGCGUCAUGGCUGCAUUGUUAGGCCGGGCAAAGACUGGCGAGGGCCAGCAUCUUGAUGUGUGUUUGAGUGAUUGCCAGGUGGCCACGUUGAGCAACAUGGCGGAAAGCGUGUUGAUCUCCGGGGAGAGGGAUACUGGGAGGUGGGGGACGAGUCACCCAUCCGUGGUGCCCUACCGCUCGUUCCGCACUAGCAACGGGGAUAUCCUCUUCGGUGCCGGCAACGAUCGACUAUUCACACUCUUGUGCGUUGGACUGGGGAAGCCUGAAUGGGCUACCGAUGCUAGAUUUGCCAUUAAUUCCGCCCGUGUCGAGAAUAGAGAUGCGUUGGAGAGUGGGAUCGAGGAGAUUACCAAGACGAAAACGACCGCGGAGUGGGAGCAGGUGUUUGAUGGGAAGGGAUUACCUUAUGCGAAGGUUAAUGAUUUGAUGGAUACGCUGAAUCAUAAACAUGUGAGAGCGAGGGGUAUGGUUCAGGAGAUUGACCAUCCUUCUUGUGGACCGAUUGAGUUGAUCAAUACGCCCGUGAAGUACUCUUACUCGACGCCUGGAAUCCGAACGCCACCGCCGACGCUGGGUCAGCAUACCGACGAGGUCUUGAGGGAUGCUAUGGGAAUGAGCGAAAAAGAGAUUGAGGAUCUUAGAAGAGGUGGUGUUGUGGGAUAG
Molecule: messenger RNA, 1332 nt
Organism: Venustampulla echinocandica
Lineage: Eukaryota; Fungi; Ascomycota; Leotiomycetes; Helotiales; Pleuroascaceae
Product: CoA-transferase family III
Exons: 7
Coding region: 1-1332 (443 amino acids)
Molecular function (GO): catalytic activity
Source: RefSeq, a predicted model, not a curated record